AUGGCAGCCUGUGUGAAGACCAAUAAAUCCCACGUCAUCUUCAAGAAGGUCUCUCGGGACAAGUCGGUGACCAUCUACCUGGGGAAGAGAGACUAUAUAGACCAUGUCAGCCAAGUAGAGCCUGUAGAUGGUGUUGUGUUGGUGGAUCCUGAGCUCGUGAAGGGGAAGAAAGUGUAUGUCACCCUGACCUGCGCCUUCCGCUAUGGGCAAGAGGACAUUGAUGUGAUUGGCCUGACCUUCCGCAGGGACCUGUAUUUUUCUCGGGUCCAGGUAUACCCUCCUGUUGGGGCCCUGAGUGCCCUCACCCAACUCCAGGAGAGCCUGCUCAAGAAAUUGGGAGACAACACAUACCCAUUUCUGCUCACGUUUCCUGACUACCUACCCUGUUCAGUGAUGUUGCAGCCAGCUCCACAAGACGUAGGAAAGAGCUGUGGGGUUGACUUUGAGGUUAAAGCUUUUGCCACAGACAUCACAGAUCCUGAGGAGGACAAGAUCCCCAAGAAGAGCUCCGUACGGCUGCUGAUCCGGAAAGUGCAGCAUGCCCCACCCGAGAUGGGUCCCCAGCCCUGUGCUGAAGCCUCCUGGCAGUUCUUCAUGUCUGACAAGCCCCUGAACCUCUCAGUCUCCCUCAGCAAAGAGAUAUAUUUCCAUGGGGAACCCAUCCCUGUGACCGUGACUGUGACCAAUAACACCGAGAAGGUUGUGAAGAAGAUUAAAGUAUCAGUGGAACAAAUAGCCAAUGUGGUUCUCUACUCAAGUGAUUAUUACGUCAAGCCUGUGGCCUCAGAGGAAACACAAGAAAAAGUGCAGCCAAACAGCACUUUGACCAAGACACUGGUGCUAGUGCCCCUGCUGGCUAACAACAGAGAAAGAAGAGGCAUCGCAUUGGAUGGGAAGAUCAAACAUGAGGACACAAACCUGGCCUCCAGCACCAUCAUCAAGGAGGGCAUUGACCGGACCGUCAUGGGCAUCCUGGUGUCAUACCAUAUCAAAGUGAAGCUCACCGUGUCAGGCUUCCUCGGAGAGCUCACGUCCAGCGAAGUGGCUACUGAGGUGCCGUUCCGUCUCAUGCAUCCGCAGCCUGAGGACCCAGCAAAAGAAAGUGUUCAGGAUGAAAAUUUGGUUUUUGAGGAGUUUGCUCGCCAAAAUCUGAAAGAUACUGGAGAGAACACAGAAGGGAAGAAAGAUGAGGACCCAGGCCAGGACUAGUGAAGACUUAGCCUAGAUGCCUAGAAACUUGUAGUUUCUAGCACUUGUAGUUCUGGGCGCCUUGAGGGAAGGCCCCGGUAACCUUUCAGAGUUAUGUAGCUAUGAAAGCAUGAACAUCCCUCCCAGAAAUAAAG
Messenger RNA from Apodemus sylvaticus (European woodmouse), 1343 nucleotides. It is a transcript of the gene Sag, whose product is annotated as S-antigen visual arrestin. The transcript is spliced from 15 exons. Gene Ontology annotation, biological process: signal transduction; G protein-coupled receptor internalization. Bases 1 to 1209 code for a protein of 402 amino acids. Gene Ontology annotation, cellular component: photoreceptor inner segment; photoreceptor outer segment. The record is from RefSeq and is a predicted model, not a curated record. Gene Ontology annotation, molecular function: G protein-coupled receptor binding. Lineage: Eukaryota; Metazoa; Chordata; Mammalia; Rodentia; Muridae.